AUGGAUCUGUAUGAAUAUAGCAGUACAGAUUCACAACCCAACUUCAAGGAGAUCCAAGAACAUGGGAAUGAAAGGUUUGGACUGACUUCUGAAGAGGUCAUUCAGGAGUGCAAGCUAUUCUUUUUUGCUGGACAUGAGACAACUGCAAUCCUGCUUGUCUUUGGCAACAAUAUACCGGAUUUUGAAGAUUUAAAUUGGCUGAAAAUUGUGACUAUGAUCCUUAAUGAGGUUCCAAGACUAUAUACACCAGGAGUUAUGAUUUCCCGGAGGGUUAACCAAGACACUAAAUUAGGGGAACUAUCUCCACCUGCUGGAAUGAUUGUCUUGAUGCCUUCAAUCUUGCUACAUCAUGAUCCAAGUUUAUGGGGUGAUGAUGCAAAGGAAUUCAACCCGGAGAGAUUUAGCGAGGGAGUUGCAAAGGCUACUAAGGGCCAGCAGUGUUUUCUGCCAUUUGGUGGGGGACCUCGGAUAUGCAUUGGGCAAAACUUUGCUCUGCUUGAAGCAAAUAUGGCAUUAGCUCUAAUUUUACAGCGCUUUUCCUUUGAGCUUUCUCCAUUGUAUACGCAUGCCCCAUACUUGUUUCGUACCCUGCUUCAACCUCAGUAUGGUGCUCAGUUGAUUAUGAAGAAACUGUAA
This is a messenger RNA of Coffea arabica (coffee), 636 nucleotides long. The record is from RefSeq and is a predicted model, not a curated record. Lineage: Eukaryota; Viridiplantae; Streptophyta; Magnoliopsida; Gentianales; Rubiaceae.